CGAGUGUAUGCUGCUGCGAACGAUGAGGAGAUUUCUGUGGAUCUGCAGCGGUUGAAUUGCACCACCUCGCCCACUUAUUGCUGUGUUCUUGAUUUUAUCCCUCAAAACCUGGACUCAACCGGAGCAGUUUAUGAAGGUAAGCAGCCUGCAUAAUAAUAACGUCAUGCCAUGGUUCGUUUGCUAGCUGCAUAGCACAGCUGAUGUAGCAAGCUAGCUAACUAGAUGCUCAUCUAUCCAGAGACAGUAUAGCUACACCUCUACGUUAGUGACAUCUAUUUGAUGGCCUGGUGGCUGGCUUUCUAGCUAGCUAACAUCACCUCUUUUUUUUCUGUCCCUGUCAAAUGCCAACUGACAGCCAUAUAGGCUACAGUUAACUAGAAUAGAAUAGAACAGAACAGAAUAGAGUGUGCACUUCUAACCUAUGUCUGGUUUUGGGAGAGGGAGGGAGUGUAGGCCAGGGGAGAAGGUAGAGCCUAAAUAUAUGUCUGGGUCAAUAGAUGGAUAAACCUCUUUCUUGAAUAAGUACACAGAGAGACCCCACUGAUUCUGAUUACAGGUAGGCUACAAAGUGGUUUAGCUGGUUGACAUAAUAAACUCCACUCAGAUUACAUACAAGUCUUGUUUGUCUGUAAUAAUGCAGUUAUGACACGUAUUCAUGUUGUAUUUAUGCUGCUGGAUGCAAGACCCUGUGCUCGGUACUAUCACAAGAAAUAUGGACGCUCUAGUCUAGUGCACUGACUGACUUCAUAGAAACACUAGGAUUCUAAUCUACCUGCUACUACAAAGAAAGACUGAGCGAAUAGAGCUUCACAGAAAUGGCAUCAUCCCUAGAAUCUAUAGAAUCCCCACUGAUGUCCUCCUAAUAUUCCCUUCUCUGCCUCCUUGCUGACUAUAGUGGAAUAUAGAGAUAGAGGAGCAGCCAUUUGCUAUCAGACAAUCUCAACGGUCUCUAUCUCUCUGAUAAAGAGCUGCAGGGCUAUAGUGGAGAAUGAAGAGAGAGAGUAGAAAUAAGAGGAUGAUUGUAUCCUACACACACGGCUCCAUCUCUCCAUCCCUCCCCAUCUGUCUAAAGCAUCCCCACGUUUUUAGACUGGGUCAGUUAUUGUCAAGUGCAAGGCUUUUGACAGUGCAAUGAAUGAGAGUGAUGGGGUACAUGGGCUGUGAUGGGGGAGGAGGGGGAAUGUGCUGAAACAGAUGAAACCGAGCAACGUAGUGUGUGCUGCAGACAGCGGAAAACGGUGGUAAAUGACAUAAAACACAUAUGUGCUCAUUAAGCUCUAAAACAGGAUGAAUCACUAGGGGGUCUACAUUGUAGUGCCCCCACCUCCACAGUUGGGGGUGGUGAGUUAAUCACUAUGCUGCUGGGGCUAAAUAUCUGAAUGAAUGAGAUCGGUAGCAACAAACGCCUCUGGAGCUUUAAGAAUGGGAGGGAGAGGCGGAAGGAAGGAAUCGGGGAGAAUGAGAAUGAGAAUGGCCGCAAAGUUUUUUUUUGAAAUCAAUGGCAACGCUCUCUAACCUCUAGCUCACAGUCAUCGAUAACCUAAUUGUGUUUGUUAGGCUGUUCAUCAUUAUGCUCAAUUCUAUGUGGACAUAAUUGAUAGCCUAUGUUGCACAGGAGUGCAAGUGAUUUCAUUUGCGACCCAGAAGCCUUUUCAGAGUGAAUCUCUUCUGCCGUGAACAAUGUUGUUUAGAUUUGUGCCCAGGGUUAAAUGGCUUGUUAGCUACUGUUGGCUUUAGCCUCACAGAGCUAAGAAGGCUUACUAGACCACGCAUGGAAAAACACAGUAGUGGAAAGUUAGAAAAAAAGAGUGCAUACGCUCUCUAGUAUCACGCAUGAGUGUGUGAUCUGUGAUGCAUGUGUUGCACUCCACAGUUGAUCUAAUGAUGGCAGCCCUCCAAAUGGCAUCCUAUUCCCUACAUAGUGCACUACUUUUGACCAGAGCUCUAUGGUGAAUAGGGUGCCAUUUGGGAUGUGUCUGUGGUGACUGAGGUCUGCAGAGUGGAAGAUCUGAGAGGAUGGGGAACUCCCUUUGUGUGUGGAACAUAACCCACCUGGGUUGUGUUCAGUAGGGCACACUGUAGGGAAACGUUUUGAAACGAAAAUGAGUGUUUGUUAUUGGGCAAGUACAAGUAGUCCCUCCUUGUUUUAGUCACUUGUCUUCCGUUUCAUGCCUAAUGAACAUGACCCUGGUUGUUUGUACUGUAGUAUCUUGGGGGACAGAUGUAUCUGAGCUGUACACACAGCAUGUUAAUCCAGUGCUGGAGUGGGUGGGAGUGUUUCAGGAGCCACGGUUUGAUAAAACGAUUAUGUCCCUUAGCUGUCAUAACAGCUUAUUGUACACAGAUGCUUUGAAGAAUGAAUGUAGCCUAAGUACAUUAAGGGAUUUCUGUUUUAUAACCCAUAGUGAUUACUGUAUCAGAUAGGUAAUGCUGCCCUGUCGUACUUGGUGUGAAAAUACUUAGACAAUGGUAGGCCAACAUAUCACCUGAUGGAAAUGUAAAACAAUGUUUAGCCUAAUUUAUUUAGGGGUUAGGCUACUAGCUUCGGUCUAGGGCCUAGGGGUUGCAUUGGGAUUCAAGGUAGGCUAGCUCCUCUGCAUUUGGCGUGGUAUCUGUCUGGUCUCUCCAUCCAGCUCCAGUAAUCCAGAGCUGUGGCUCUAUUACUGAAAGGUCACUCAGCCCCUGAGACUCAGCCUAUGAUUUGGACUCUGUUAUGGUGGGUGGGUGGUGGUGUUGGCAGGCGAGCUAGGUUGGAAGUGGGUUGCUCAGCUCUUUUAGGUUACACUGACACACAGUCUAUCUGCUCCCAUCCCUCAAGUUCAUGGGUAUUAGAUGGACCCACCCCCCCACUCAAGGCAAGCUGCCAUGGCCAUUCACUGCCAACUCCUGUGUGGUUGUCCUGCAUGCUAUAGGGACAGAAAGUGCAGGAAACAAACACAGUGACAGACAGUAAAGGUCAAAGUAAGUAUUUAUGGAUCAGUAUGUUUAUAGGGAUUCUACUGUGACUGUUCCUUGUGUUGACAUUUGCAUACUGUUUGUGAUUAUUUUGGGACUGCAACUUUGUUUAAAGGAGGGCUCUACGUUGUAAAUAACCUUAGUCUUAACCUGAGACUCAUUGGGACAUUUGCCUUUUUUCUGUAUGGUAAGCGAUAGUAAACCAAAACAGUCAUGUCCUGAAUAGACGAAUAGAUAAUAAGGUAUGGUUCAGGCCAGGACAGCUCCACUCCCUAGAUAUUGAUUAUUUCAUUCAAGAAUUCAAGACAAUUUAUAACACGGAAAACAUAGACAAAGCGCAUGUGAACUGUUAAAAACAAGUUAAAAAUAAUGGCAAUGAUAAACAUUAUAGAAUAAUAGCCUAGUAGGUUUUGAAGCGUAUGAUCCCUGAUCCCCCUGCUUUUACCUCUCUCUAACUGUGAGAAGAUGAGACCCGUGACAGGGUAUGACCCAUGUGAGUUCUAGAGACGGGGCCAGUGUGACAACACCGUACAGCGCCUCAGCAUGUCUUUGUGUGUUGCACUGUGACAUUCACAGGAACACCAUUGUCACUGACAAAAGCUCUGCUGCUGGUGUGGCCAUGGUUUAUUUCGGGACCUUUCUGUGUGCUGUCAAUGGAUGAUGUCAUGCAGGAAAAAGGUCAAAGGUGAUAUAGCCUAUCCAGGUUGUUGUAAAACUCUUUCUAUGUUUCUGCAGUAAAUGUUCUCCCUAAUAUUUGAUAUGACUAUGAAAUAUGAUUUUUAUAUGUAUUUAUCACCCUUCCCCCUGUUAUUAUAACUUUAUAACUCAGCAUUAGGCCUGACAGCAUCCAUAUGUGUGUGUGUGUGGUGUGUGUGUGUGUGGUGUGUGUGUGUAUGGACUCUGGUGGGGACGUGAAGACUGCUAACCCUCCUGGGGAAGUCCCCUAUAGUGUGUGUAGCUCUCUUCCUCCCAGCGGUGGUGAACUGGGUCAUGCCUCACUGAAUCACUGAAUCCUUUCAUUGUACUGCAGCCUGACUGUAAGACCAUGGACCGUAAAGGAUCAAGGGCAAUGGAUCUGAUAGGGAUCUCUUUCUAGAAAUGCUAUAAUGACGUAUGACAUCAUCAGCAUCAGUCACAGAUUUAAGGAGUGCGUUGUCUUUAUUCUUUUUUACUUGACUCAAAUAUGCCGUUGCCAACUGCUUUAAAUAAAAAAUGAAGACAAGGCUAGCCAUUCUCCAUUCCAUAAUGCAAUGUAAUGUAUUUAAAUGCAGUAUAAUAUAAGGUCCCUAACCCUGCUGGUUUGUUUCUCUGUGUUGCAGACCCAGUGUGGACAGUAAUGACCUCACGCUCCCGGUUGCCAGCUGGCAGUAACCACAAUGUCCGAGCAUCGGAGCUGGCACAAGACAGGCAGCACACAGAGGUGGUCUGUAAUGUUCUUCUGCUGGAUAACACAAUUCAAGCCUUCAAAGUUAACGUAAGUACUGUACUAUACUAACCCCAGCACCUACACUGACUGUACAGCCCUACAUAUCACCAUAGAGAAUGACACAGUUAGGGCCUUCUCUCAAGACUAGUUGUCUAUCAAUAGGCUACACAGUAACCAAGUAGGCCUAUAAAGAUACAUUAGACUUUGUUUAAAGGGCAAUUCUGCCACUUUUCAACCUCAUAUUCAUUACCUCCAGCACCAUACAGUUUCUAAAUAUGUGAAAACGGCACGUUUCUAUGAUCUGUGGUUAAAAAGAUAAGAAAGGUCCUAAAAAAUGCUUCUCUGUGACAUCACAGGGUAGGAUUAAAACGAAGAAAAACAGAGGGAGGGUAUUUUCUUGCUCCCCACAAAUCUUAUAGUGUUUGAAAAUGAUGUCAUUGGGUAGAACCUUUUAACUUUAUAUAUUUUUCUAGAAAAUGUAGAAAGGCACCAUUUUCACAUAUGUAUACACUGGUAUUGUGCUGGAGAUAAUGCAAAUGAGGUUGAAAAGUGGUGGAGUUGCCCUUUAAAGUACAGAUGCAUUGCAGUAGUAGGGACCGAAGGAGCCUGGGUAAUUUUAGAUAUCUGUCAUUAAUAGCAGCACAGCAGAGACAUAGCAGAAUGUCUGGCAUUUUGGUUUAAAAGGAGUCUCCGGGGGUUACUAGCCAAUGGAGUAAACACUUACACCAGGACUGAACUGCACACAUCACAAUGGCUUUUCCGAGCCAAGUGUGGGGGCUAUCUGGCCCGUGUGGUGUACCGUGGGUAAGGGGGGCAGAGAGGAACAAUGUUAGUGCAGUCCCCUCUGUGAGGUACUCUUAAUUACAACACACACACAGCACCUCAGUCUAACCCCCGACCAUCUCCGUUGCCCCGAUACUCUUUGUUCUGUUCUGGGGCAAAUAAAUCUGCUCAGCUACUGCCCUCUAAUCCCAUGGUCAUGAAUUAAGAUGAGUCCAUUUCUGGGACUACAGAGCUGCCAUUAUGGAGUCCUUUGUCUUUACUAGUGCCAUGCGGGGGUAAACCAGGUCAAUGCUUCACUGCCAGUCAGGAUUAGGUGAAUACAGGCCUAUAUCUCGGGUUGUGUGCAUCACGUUUGUGUGCAUAUGUGUUUCAUAUGCUUUGUUGGCGUUGAUGUCGGUUCUAUCCUCUGGGAACCAUCCAGUGUGCACAGACACAUCAUGUACCCACAGGGGAAGUCAGUACUGAAUGACAACUGACAGCUCCAUCAUCAUGUCCUCUGGCAUUCUACUGCCACGCGUGCACCACCUCCAAUACUUGCACUGCACAGGGAAUCUACAAGAAGGCUUCUAACAGGCGUCUGUUGAACUUCUAGAGCUGUAGAGCUUCAUUGUUUCAGUUUUCAUCUCCUGCCUUUAAAGCCCCUCGUUAGCUGGUAGUUUGAUUCCCAACGUGGCUGCUGUGCAUUAGCCUAGUGGCUGGAGAGAGUAUGACUUGAUUGCUGUUGACCGCUAUGGUUAAAGCUCAUCUCCAGGUUGACGCACAGCACUCUGAUUUAACCCGUUGGUUCCACAUAGACUUGUGUGUGGGGUUUAGGGCUGUUGCGGUUACCGUAUUACCGCCACACCGGCAGUCAUGAGUCAUGACCGCAGUAAAAUUCCACGUGACUCGUAAUCUCCUCUUAUGCACUCUGGACAUGUUGUGGUAGUGCCCAACUCGCUAACGAUCAGGUCGCUAAUGGCCUGGUACUCAGGGCUCUGUUGUCCCUCUAACCACUCUCACAUCAAUGCAAAUGCAAUCAAAAAUCACAUCAAACACUUUUCAUCAAAACAAUAUCAUGCUUUUAAAACUCACAUCGCUGUGAUGAUCAAUUUGAAGAAUGAAGUUCAACAGCAGGUUGAAACUGAGUGUAAAACAUGGUUGUUGUGGAUGUUGUUUCAAAGACUAAAACAAAGAAAUGGACAGCGCUUUCUAAGGUGAUGAUUCAUUCAUAUUACGCAUGGCAAAUAAACAAAACUGCUUUAAGAUGUCUUUGGUACAUAAUUGAUCUAGCCUAUACUCCAUAAUUAAACACAUUCGAGUAAACGCCUUUGAGUGUGGACUGUAUUAUUUUGCAUACUGGAUGGACUGGUUACCUUAUGCUACGCUCCAAAAUGUCUAUCCACGAGUCUGGGAGAGAACUUAUAACCCUGGGCGAUGCUGUUGGUUCAUUGAUUGUGCAGGGCUGCUUACGGUUAGCCUACAAUUAUAGUGAAUUUGAUUUUGAAUGGGCUAGUAAUAGUGCUUUUUAAAAUGUGUUUUUAUUAAUUGGGUGACACAUGACCUUUUGCUACAGAAUAUCUCACAACUGUGUAUUUCCAUCUCCUCCACUCUCUCCUUUAUUACUUUCUUCAGCACACAGAGGGGCUGUCAACAAUUUAGUGAAAUAUGUUUCAUAUUGAUGUUCCUGAACAGAUUUCACUUGGUUUCUUGGGUAGUGGCAGGAACAGGGUUUGAGAGCCCAUGGCAUACAGAGUUUGGGCGGAAUAUCACCAUCUCGCAGCGAGAGCGUGCGCUUCAAACAGUGGUUGAUGCGUGGAGUGAAAUAAGUGUUCUAUUUAUUUCUCAGCUGCUCAUAUUAAGCACAGCUCCGCUAUAAAACCGAGUAACCUAUUCGCGUGCAUACGGAUGUCUUUUUUUCCCCUGCCCCUGUUCCUGCCCAGUUGAUAAUGGGCCAAUCUAAAUCCAAACUCAUUUUACAUAUUAGUAAAGACAAGAAUACAUUGAAAAUAGUCUGAUGGGUGAAAAUAGGAUCACUUGAUGAGAGAACAGCUGUGCAGCCUGAGGCAAGGAACAGAGCGCAAACUUUUUUUUGCGACUUUCUCAAAUCAUCAAUAGCCUAUAGUGGCAUCAUGCAGCCCAUAUAUGUUUUGAUUUCUAAGACAUUCUAAGGUUUGUAUCAUUCACAACUAAAGUUGCCAAAUAACUCUACAUUUAGCGUAUAUUAUCACUUUUACACUCAACAUAGCGCACUUGCUCCGUAAUGGGAAAAAUAUCCUUUCUAUUUUAUUCAGCUAAAGUUCAAUUACAUCCUUUUUACUAUUGCACGACAAUAACCGGCUGACAAAAUGUCAUGACUGCCACAGCCCUAGUGGUGUUUACUUAUUUAUAAAGAUACUUAAUUAUUUCAGUUUUUAUUCAUUUCCUCUACAUUAUUGAUCACCUAAUGUCAGUGACACAGUCAAACACAGUCAUGAAAGUACAUCUGUUUCAGGGCAUGGGGGUCAUAGUGAAGCUCCAUGGAAAUCACUGUUUCAAUGAAACAUACCAGUCAACUGGUUGGUCCGGCUUCUUUACAUUACUGAGAGAUUGGGCGUAUGUAGUUAGGUGAUUGAAACAUGCCUUUUCUGCUUUCCUGCUUUCCUGCCUGGUUGGCAUUACAAGGUAGACUGUGGAUUUAAUGGCAGGAUAUGAUUGUGGAGCCUCAGUUGAGAUUGAGAAGUAUGGUGUUCCUCAAGGCUCAAUGUUCGGACCAAUGGUCGUCCUACCACUAGUAGCCUAGUGGGUAGCCUAUAUGACAUGGGCCAAUCAAAUCAGGCAAAGAGAAGUCACUGUGUGUAGUAUAGUUUGUGUUCCUUCCUUCUCCCAUCUCUCUGUAAAUAAUACAUGGUCUGGUUCUGUGUUCCGGAAGCCUGUGGUUGCACAUUGCCCUGACACUUCUAGAAAGCAGGCUGUGAGGCCUUGUUAUGAAAAGCUUACAAUGCCCAACCUCCAGUUAGAAAUACUUGUGUGAUAGUUUUGCAAUAACCCUCUAUCAAUUAAGUAUUUUUAGGCUACUCUGUAUUGGAGGUGUCAAUCGCUUUAUGGCCAACACACUUCCCAGUCCUACGUUGCUUCAGUGAUCUGUAUUAUGAGAUAGCCAUAUGUCUGUCUGGUUUCUCUCCUUGCAGAAGCACGAUCAAGGACAGGUCCUGCUGGAUGUAGUGUUCAAACACCUGGAGCUGACGGAGAGAGACUACUUCGGCCUAGAGCUGGCCGACGACUCCUCAGACAGUCAGGUGAGGCAUCUUAUCAGAACCCAGAACCAAAUCUUGCCUACGCUAGGUAACUAGCUAGCUCCUCGAUUUACUCGUUUAUUUCAACAGUCUGUCACGAGAUUAGGUGAGGCCUUGAGAUUGUGCAUGUUAGACUACAUUGCAGUCGGACGGCGCAGAAUCACUGAUCUACAAAUCAACUGGCUUCCGAAAUUACUAAUUAUUAUGUGAUCAGGAUUAGUGGAUCUACGCAGGGCCUUGCUCUGGCUGAUCCCCUCAAACACGCUGAUUGGCAGCAUUGCAGCAUCUCAUGAAUAGGCUCUCUCCAGCCCUGUCAGCAAACUGUGGCGUUUCUACAGCAAACGGAUUGAGAUGCUAAGAAGAUUAUGGGUCAUGAUCCGCAAACAAUAGAGUUGAAACAGCGGCUAGAAUAGUAUGUAGAGGCUACCGAUUUGUGUUUCUGAAAGUUCACCAAUAACAAUGCAAUUAUUCAGUUGUGACUGCUGAAAUUCAGACUUUUAUACAAUGUAUAUUUUGGAUGAUGCUGUCUCGCAAAACCGUUAGAGUUCUAUUCUAAACUUGCUCUAAUGUUAUGAGUAGAAAUGUAUCUUCCAUUUUGUAUUUUGCCUAUUUUCCCUCUUGUCCCCUGCUGUGUCUGAGGUUGUCUUCAUCCAUAUUUUACAGAGGUGGCUGGAUCCAACCAAACCGAUUAGAAAGCAAUUAAAAAGUAUGUUUGAUACAUUUGGAAUAUUCUCUAGUAUUUUGAAUAUUAUAUUUAUAGCUAGUUUUAGUUCCAUUAAUCUGCUUGUUUGUUUUUACUUCAGGGGGGUCUGCACACAGUUUGAACUUUAGGGUUAAAUUCUUUGUAACCGACCCCAAUAAACUUCAGGAGGAGUAUACACGGUAAGUGCUUAAUGGUGUGACAUAAAAUGUAAAUGUAAAUAAAAAGGCAAUACACUAUAGGCCUUCCUCUAUGCUAUCUAGGCUAUUCUCCAUACAGUUUGAUUAUAAGUGGACUUAAAAGCCUAUAUUGAUCUUGUUGUUCUGGGUCCCCUUUAGGUACCAGUACUUUUUGCAGAUUAAACAGGACAUACUUAGUGGAAGGUGAGUGUGAAUUUGAUAAACACACAGCUCCUUAUUUGAUUGGUUUAUUCAAACGUUUGAAUAAUCUUCUUGUGAUGAAUUUGAGUAAUAACAGAAUCCUCGGCUUGCAGGCUGCCGUGUCCAUACACCACAGCCGCUCUUCUUGCUUCAUACGCUGUUCAAUGUAAGUACUUAAAUACUUCCUCUUAGCUAUUCAACUAUACUACUGACCUAUGGUCUUAUACAUUCUGCCUCAAACCUAGUAACUAACUGAAUGAAUGAUAGAACAUGUUCAGUAGUGUAUGUUCUCUGUUUCCCUCCAAUAUCCACCAUGUGAUUUCAAGCGUUGAGAGUAUGGGGGAUCAGAGUAUUACAGUAGCUUGGAAACCCCAGACCAAAACACAACCAUAAUACUACUUCAUACUGUACUUGGCUUGUAAUGAUGCUGCUUUCAUGUAGCCUGGCUGCUGCGGGUCCUUGUUUACUCAUUGACCCCAAUACGCUGCUGAGAGGGAGGAGGAGCAGCACAAUCACCACAACCAGGCUGGCAGGAGGGCAGAAGAACACUGCCCAUUGGUUGUUAGCUUAAUAGGCUGGCUGACUGGAUGGCUGGGAUAACUGGCUGGCUGGCUGACUGGCUGGCUCCCUCGUGGGGUUGUAGUAAACGUAUCAUGCUAUGUGGGAGGUAUAGAGGUCGCAUGAGGAAAUGGGAAGUGGCCAUGGUGGUCUCACCGAAAUAACUGUAAUAACAAUAAUAGCAUGGAGGGUAUUUCACAUGUGCCAGUCAAUUCUGACCAGGAUAGUUAGUGUAUAUUGGGCUAUUACUGUCCAUUUUUCCCAUUGUUUUCACAUACUGAUGUAGUUUCUAUUAAAAUGAAAGAGCAAGGCUAUUUAUUAAUUUAUUCACAUUAUUGAGCUACAUAUUUUUCUUAAAGUGCUUUCGGAAACGGAUGCACUUAACCCCCAACUUCCUCAUGUCUGCUCCCUUUUCAUUACGGAAGACAGGGUUUGUGUCCCAAAUGGCACCCUGUUCCAUAUAUAGUGCACUAUUUUUGACCAGAGCCCUAUGAGCUAAGUAGUGCACUAUAAAGGGAAUAGGGUACCAUUUGGGACGCAGACAGACUGUUUAUACAGUAUGGAAACACUGAGACACUCAGCAGGAGGACUCGUCUCUCUGUCUCUCUUUUCAAAACAUUGACAAAAAAAGGCAAGUGUUUGGCUCCUCACAAGCUGCAAAAGUCCUGCUUCUUUCCGUUUGCACACAAAGGAGAAGUUUGACCAGAAAAUGAGUGAAUGAAUGGGAGCUGUACAGGAGGAAGAGAAGGAGAGGCGUGAAGGCCUCAUUGUGCUCUGUGUCACACACACACACACACACACUUACACACUCACACACUGUGUGCUUUGUGUUGUGUUGCAGCUGAGCUAGGGGACUACAGUCAUGACGAGAACUUGCCCGGCUACCUCUCAGAAUACUCUUUCAUCCCCAAUGCACCACAAGACUUUGAGAACGAGAUUGCCAAACAGCAUCAGCAACGCAAGUAAGAUGCAAUCUCUCAACUGAUAUUGUGUGAGUGUGUGGAUACAUCGGAGUAAAACAGGAAAUGCACAAAAAAGAUCAAGUAACUUAUAGAUUAAACAGGAAUGGACUGCUCAUUCACUGCAGCUGAGGCUGAGGCGGCUCAGACCUUGUGCCCAGGUCAGAACAAGGGCUGUCAUUGUUUAGCCUCUCACAGAGAUGGUAGGGUGGCCUACUCUGCUCUCUGAAUGGCCUGUGUGGAGCCAACUUAGGUCUCUCUCUCUCUUGCUCUCUCUCCCUAUCUCACACUCUCUCUGUCUUUCUUUUCAGGGGACUGUCUCCUGCCCAGUCAGAGUUCAACUAUCUAAACACAGCACGGACACUAGAGCUCUAUGGAGUCCAAUUGCACUAUGCAAGGGUAAGUGUUCAGGUGUGCAAUGGAGUGAUGCAUGCCUACUAUGCUUCCCAAUUAACCUUCUUCAAUGUGGUUUCAUUAGACAGUGUGGUGGUUAGCACCCUCCUCCAUUGCCCAACUAUCGGGUUUCUGUUAAGUAGAUCCCAUCCAUAGGAAGUCAGAAAGCUGGGCACUUUUCAAUCCUCCGUGUCCCCUUUUUCCCUCCUCCGUUACAGGAUCAAAGCAACACUGAGAUUUUAAUCGGAGUGAUGUCAACUGGGAUUGUCAUCUAUAAGAACAGGGUACGAAUCAACUGCUUUCCAUGGUGAGUCAAAUCAAUUGAGUUUGUUUCCACAUUCAUCCACGGUCUCCAUAUAGGGGAGCCAUUGGAUGGGACACACAGAACCUAAAGAGUAUUAUAAACUGGGUGGUUCGAGCCCUUAAUGCUGAUUGGCUGACAGCUGUGGUAUAUCAGACCGUAUAUCACGGGUAUGACAAAAUAUGUAUUUUUACUGCUCUAAUUACGUUGGUAACCAGUUUAUAAUAGCAAUAAGGCACCUCGGGGGUUUGUGGUAUAUGGCCAAUAUACCACACCUCCUCUGGCCUUAUUGCUUAAGUAACAAACAGUAGUAGCAAACGUAGCAUGAAAGCGAUAAUGAACCAAUAGCGUUUUACGAUGCUCUACUCCUUUCCAUGGUCCAGAUUCAGCCAUAACUUCUAUUGAGGCUAACUCUACUGUAAAGUGACAACAUGAGCCCUCUCCCCACUGUUUGAUCUUGCCCUACUCCCUUUGAUGGUACAGUACAGUGAGAGUUUAUCUUCAUGAAAAGAGACUUCUGAAGAAAUGAGUAAUAGUGUAAUUGUGUCAGGUUGUGACAAUGCGUUCUAUAUUUAGAUUCUCUCUCUGAGUCAUGCUUUAAGGAACCAGGGAAAUAGGCCAGCAGGCAGAAUGGAACUAUAGAACACUGAACAUAGAACACUGAAAAUGAUUGGUUUCUGAUGAAAGAAUGGCGGAGAUUCUUAUGGAUGAUAACAUGGGUGGCAAAGAGGAAUAUGUAUUCUAUACGCUUAUCCAGUGGCUUCAGAACACUGGAUAUGGUCUCUGUUAUCUAUGAAAUAAAGGAGAGAUUCCUUCCUAUGGGUGAUAAUAGCUUCUCUUUCUUUCUUUCUUUCUUUCAGGCUACAGAUUGUAAAGAUCUCGUUUAAAUGUAGACAAUUUUUUAUUCAACUCAGAAGAGAAUUGGUAAGUAUGUCCUGAUUUCAACUGUGAUUACAUCCCUACUAUUGUGAGAGCUCAAAUUCUCUCUCAUCAUUAUUAAUAUUGGAGAAUACAUAAUGCACCUUGUGUGUGCUAGGCUGGUCAUAUGAAACUAAAUCUAAAAUCAUUUGAUCCCAACUAGGGCUUCUAGUAGUGGAAGACACACAAAAACACUUUAAAAGCUGUUGUACAGUACUUAACAUCUAGAUGAAAUGAUGUCAUGCGCUAUAAUUCAUGUAUCCGAGUAGAGAAGUACUACAGAAAACCCUAGUGUCUAGCCUAGAAGAAGCUAUCUCAUGGCCGCUAUGCAAGUCGAAGGGUGAUUUCUUCCUCUGUAUCCAUGUUCUUUUAGCUAGAUCUGUGUGACAUCAGUUGAUCAUAUGUGAUAAUCACACACACCGACUGUGCCAUGCUUCAUGCUGUACUGUACGCCUAAGUGUGCUGAGCCCACCACUGACCUCUCUCUCUCCCUCCCUCCCUCGCCCUCUCUCUUCCUCCCUCCCUCCCUCGCCCUCUCUCUCGUCCUCUCUCCCUCGCCCUCGCCCUCUCUCUUCCUCCCUCCCUCCCUCGCCCUCUCUCUCUCUGUCUCUCUCUCUCUCCCUUCCUCCCUCGCCCUCGCCCUCUCUCCCUCCCUCCCUCGCCCUCUCUCUCUCUCCCUCCCUCCCUCUCCAGAAUGAGAGCCGCGAGGCGCUGUUAACCUUUAACAUGGUGAACUACCGAGCCUGUAAGAACCUAUGGAAGGCCUGUGUAGAGUACCACACCUUCUUCAGACUGGACCGACCCUUACCACCACAGAAGAACUUCUUUGCACAUGUCUUCCAACUGGGCUCCAAGUACCGCUACUGGUGAGUGGGCCAGGGGAAUGUGUCAUUGUGUCCCAAAUUACACCCUAUCCCUUAUAUUGUGCACUACUUUUGACCAGGCCCUGUGUAGGGAAUAUGGUGCCAUUUUGGACUCUGCCUGGAAGUGCAUAGUCUCUGGUGCAUAUUAAUAUGUGUUUUGAAAGAGAGUCCGUGAUCAAGUUGUGAUCCCAGCAGGCAGAACUGGCUGUAAUGAUGGCAUUUCAACCCACUUUUCCCACUAAGAUUAUGUUUGUUUGUCAAUGUUUACAUGAGUCUUGUCAAUGAUAGUGUGUGUAACUGUAUAGCUACUGUCUAAAGGUGUGUAAACCUCACAAGAGAAAACAGUACACUCUUAGAAAAAAGGGUUAUGUGGUUGUCCCCAUAGGAUAACCCUUUUUGGUUCCAGGUAGAACCCUCUGUGGAAAGGGUUCUACAUGAAACCCUAAAAGUUUCUACCUGGAACCAAAAGGGUUUCUUCAAAGGGUUUUCUUAUGGGGAAAGCCGAAGAACCCUUUUUGGUUCUAGAUAGCACCUUUUUUUCUAAGAGUGUAGGCUACACAUUACCUAAUCCUUUCAAUUUCCCCUGACUCACUCAGUUCAGAUCCAGUCCUUCCUAAUUCGUGUUACCCUCAGGAUAACACAUCAUCAUUUUGUUGAAGCAUAUUUACAUUUUUGGACCAAUCACGGCGGUGCCAUUUGACCUAUUGUGCCGCGUAUCACAGAAAUCGUGUGGGCUGGUUUGCAUAACACAGGAAUAUGUUUACUGUGCCUCCUACAACUGCCAGUAGAGACCCAAAGCUCCAGUCCUCUCAGCUUUGCCAAUGCCAUAUCAUGCCGUAUGAGCGACUGACAAAUAAUGUGACAGAGUAAAGAGAACUAUGGUUUCACACUGGGGUGUGUCCUUCUUAACACUUCCUGCUGGCUCACUACACACACUUGUAAAAUGUCUAAAGAAAGCAGGCGGUGCAACACUAGUUUGGUCCCCUCUUACUCCAGGAAAUGAAAGUGUGAGGGCAGAGGUUGGUGGUGAGUGUUUUCCAUUUAAAUGUUAAAAAAUAUAAUAUUUCUGUGUUCUAUGCAGUGGGAGGACAGAGGUGCAGUCUGUCCAGUACGGCAAGGAGAAGGGCAUCAAGGACAGGGUGUUCGCCAGGUAAGACACAUUCUGAAACCCAAAUGAAGUGACGCUAUUGCGCACUAAUAGUAAGAGAAUGACAUCAGAAAUGUGAGAACAUGAAGAGACAGGGAUGGCGGAAUCUUCCACUGAAUAAUGACCAAAAAUCUAGUUGUAAACAGUUUUCAUCCUGCUAAAUUGAAAUACGAUGACUGUUUUACCUGCUGCAGUCCAAUCUAUCAAUAACAAUGACCUCCAUAUCAUCAACCCAUCAGGUCUCCCAGUAAGCCCUUGGUGCGCAGGCUGAUGGGUGGAGGGAUGGACUGGGAGUCAGUCAGCCGGACCUCCAGAGCCUCUCUGUCUGACGACCGUCUGGAGACCCAGAGCCUGCCCACACGCUCCCCACCAGGCACCCCCAACCAGUGAGUAGCCCUAACCCUAAGUGUAAGCAAACAGUACAUUCCUUCGUUUCAAAUCCAUGAGCUGGACUGAACAAGUGCACACUUCGGGGAGACGGAGGGGUAAGGAAAUUGGGCUAUAGAUGUAAUCUACUGUUGAGGAGGAGGAGCGAUGUCAAGUAACUCUAAAUAUAAUAAUAAAAUAGUACACACGGGUACCUUACAUGUUCCUCCCUCCUCUCUCUCCUCUUGUCUCAGCAGGAACUCCAAGUUUGCACAAGAGCACCUGCGGCCGUCCUCCGUGGGACACCUGCUGGACCAUGUGAUCUACCACGACCAUGCCUCGCCCUGCCAAACCUUCACCAAUCACAAGUCAGCCUCCUCAACCCAGGCCAACUCCAUCAGCCUAGAUUCUACCCCGUAAGUCUGUCUGACAGACACGCCCACGCGCACACACACACACACACACACACACACACACACACACACACACACACACACACACACACAGCCAUUUCAAACCAAAAGAACAGGCCAUGAGCAACUCUUUUAUCGAGACUUGAUCUGGUUGAAUGUCCUUAUACCGUACACACACACACACAUACACACACCGCCCUCUAAUUUCUAUGUCUUUACAAACCAUUUGUUUUUAUUAUGUAAAUACCCCGGGGCUGUAGCACCAAGCUCUGCCUGCCUGAAGACUACAAAAUAGGCCUCUUUCAUGGCUGUCAUUUAAGCGUCCAUAAUGAGGUUGGAACUUGGCAGGCAGGCUGAAGCCAAAGAGCUGCAGCAGUAGGUUGAGGCUGCAGGCACAUCACAAUGGUGAAUGCUUGUUAUGUUAAUAAGACAGACAGUGUGGGCUGAACCAUUGCAAAUCUUCUCAUAAGAGCAAGGAAAUAUGCCAUUAGUCAGUUUCUCUUUCCCUCUUGUAAAAUGAAGGAUGGUGACACACAGACAGUAUUCUCUGCAUGUAUUCUCUCUCUCUCUCUCUGCAGACUCGAGGAGAGAGAGCGAGAGGAAGAAAGCGAGAGAGAGAGCGGGGAGCGAGCGGAGAGAGGCGCGCAGAGCGGAGAGAGAGAGAGCGGAGAGAGAGAGAGGAGCGGAGAGGGCGGGCGGGGCAGGGGAGGGAGGGAGAGGCGAGAGGAGGGAGAGGGGUCGCUGGGCGUCUAGAGGAGCGCGCUCUCUCGGGAGAGCAGAAGGGAGGUGCCGUCUCGCUCGUUUUCUCUUCUUCUUCGGUCUUUCUUUCUUUCUUUCUCUCUAUCGUCGUUCUCUCUCUCUAUCUAUUCUCUCUCUCUCUCUCUCUCUCUCUCUCUCACACACUCUCUCUCUCUCUCGCUCUCUCUCUCUCACACACUCUCUCUCUCUCUCGCUCUCGCUCUUUCCCUCUUUCUUUGGAUAGGCGCUUCUCCAGUGUACCUGUGCGUGUCAUUUUUGACCUUAUCACUCUCUGUGGUCCUCUGUGUAUCUCUGUGUAGACUCCUUUUGAGGAGUCUGUAGCACUAGACGCUGUUUGUUUUGGUGAGUGCUGUCCCAACCAGUUAACCUCCACCAGGGUCUGUGCUCAGGGCUGCUCCGAGGCAGACAGCAGGCUAAACAACAUGGAUGCUCUCUGACUGGGGGGGAAGUACAUGAACACAUCAAGCUGAGGGUAAUAUGCUGGUAGGACACACAGCGCCUCUCCAAGAGCUAGUAAGCUGUUCUAGUACACAGGCUGAGGCUAUAGCACUGAGCAAUGAUAGGAAAUAGGGGGAAGACUUCCUAUGAACUGAGAACCCUCUGCUCUGACUGAGCCCUGUAAUGAUUCAGUGUACACAGAAGAUGAUUAUUACCUUCUGAGAAAUGGGUUACGUGAAAGGAAAGUAUUCCAUGGAGAGGUUAAGCUCUGGAACAUGACAGUUUCCACUGUGUAGUUAAUGUUGAGUCAGAGAGCUCUCGACUAAGUGUGUGUGUGUGUGUGUUUCCAGGUUCAUAUAUAACGCUCAAAAGGGGGAAAGCACACGCAAUAAUACGCAUAAUUUAUGUAUUAAUUUACUUAUUCUCAAUAAAGCCUGCACUAGGUUGAUGUUUGGAUAUAUGCUGUAUUAGAAUUUUGCUGCAAGGACUCAUUUGGAUUUGUCUGUGUCCAGGUCACCAGACUCGACCAUCGACGGCCAGCCGCCCGCUCUGCCCCCUAAGCAGACCAGGAGGCCUCUGUCCAGCCAGUCCCAGUCCCACUCUCAGCAGGAGUUGGACAACCACAUCAAUGAGCUGUAUGACACACCUCUGUCAGAAGACAAGACUAUGGUAGGAGAGAGACCUACGCACACACAGACACACACUCACGCACACACACACAGUGAUUGCUAGUUAGUAAAACCAACGAGAGGCAUCUUUGUACAUCAGUUUUAUCCUACAUUUCGUUUUACUAAAACGUUGUUUUGUGCUUUGCUUUGUACUUUUUUCUUCUCUCCCUCACAGCCCAAUGGAGUGGUUCCUCAUGACAAUCUGGUGUUAAUUAAAAUGUGCCCCGAUGAACAAGGACGAUUUGGAUUCAAUGUGAAGGGUGGGCUGGACCAGAAGAUGCCUGUGAUCGUGUCCCGAGUGGCCCCAGGAACAGCGGUACGUGUCGUACUACCUGGGCCACCGUCACUGCCAAACCCCUGAACUUCUCAAAUGACUUUCACAGAUAAUGAAUAAUGAAAAAUACACACUGUUCUCUUCUAUUCUGAUUUAAUGCCCUCCCCAGGCUGACCUGUGUGUUCCCCGGUUGAACGAGGGGGACCAGGUGGUUCUGAUCAAUGGUCAGGACAUCUCGGAGCACACCCACGACCAGGUGGUCAUGUUCAUCAAGGCCAGCUGUGAGGAGAGCGACUCAGGAGAGCUGAACCUGCUGGUCAGACCCAACGGUGAGGAGAGAACAGAACAGCCCUCUAACAUGCCUUGUGGUCCUUUAUGGUCCUUUAUGAUCCUUUGCGGUCCUCUGUAGCUCAGUUGGUAGAGCAUGGCAACGCCAGGAUAGUGGGUUUAAUUCCCGGGACCACCCAUACAUAAGUAAAAGUAUGCACGCAUGACUGUAAUUCACUUUGGAUAAAACCUUCUGCUAAAUGGCAUGUAUUAUUAUUAGAUUUUUUACAGCAGUGUCCCUGAAACAAGAGGAAGUGAGGGACCAUAGCUUGCCUGUCCCUGAAACAAGAGGGAGUGAGGGACCAUAGCUUGCCUGUCCCUGAAACAAGAGGGAGUGAGGGACCAUAGCUUGCCUGUCCCUGAAACAAGAGGGAGUGAGGGACCAUAGCUUGCCUGUCCCUGAAACAAGAGGGGGUGAGGGACCAUAGCUUGUCUGUCCCCGAAACAAGAGGGAGUGAGGGACCAUAGCUUGCCUGUCCCUGAAACAAGAGGGAGUGAGGGACCAUAGCUUGCCUGUCCCUGAAACAAGAGGGAGUGAGGGACCAUAGCAUGCCUGUCCUAUAUUGGGUCAAUACAGAUCCACUAUACUAUAGGCAUUGGUUUGAUUAAAGUUGGAAUCCUUUGCGGUGAAACUGCCACGUCCGUUUGUGAUAUUACAACAACAAAGACAGUACUUCAAACAACAAACACUGUUUUAUUCCCUCGGACAUCACUGCAUUCUACGAUUUUUUUAAAUUAAGUUUCUGGAAGCUCAUCUCCUCCUUUUCAAAAGCAAAACCAAAACAACAUCAAAUGCGCCUGGGGCAGCUAUUGGUACUGUCUCGCCUAAUGCGGAUCUCAGCUUUAAGGCAAAGCAUCAGUCUGACAGUGUCAUCACUUAGGAGGGACGUUUUUAAUUUGACUGCUGCCUUUUUGCCACACCCUUUCUUUGUUUUGCUGUUGUUGUUGCUUAGUUUUUCUGAGUGCCUGUCACCUGCAAUGGAUGUGCAAUGUUCAACCAUGCUGUCAUCCUUCCUGUUGUUCCUCCAGCCAUGUAUGACCUGGUGGAGGAGGAGAAGCUGGAGGAUGGAGAUACAGAGUCUAACUACCAGUACUCCCCAGAGAGGGCUCCCCAGGACCAGCCCCAGCCAGACCACCACCCAUCCUGCUGGAGAGACUCCAUACUACAGCUGAAAGAAGGCUUGAGCACUGGGGCCGUACAGCAACAGUUUGAUGUUAGUCCACAUAUACUACAUAUGAUGUAUAAUAUAUACUACAAUAUAUAGUUUAUGUUUAGCUGAAGGAGGGCCUGAGUACUUGGAAGGUUGACGUUUAUUGGGAUGAAUCUUGUCCUGGAGGCAGAGCUGAGCGAUUUCCGCUAGAUGGGCCAGUUGCAAAGUCAAAAUUGUCUAUAUUGUAAAAAUUCAUGAAAACAAAAAUUCUAUUUUUUGGACUUCAUGUAUAGGGUUAUGCAUAAGGUUAGCAGUGUGGUAUAUAUUUUUGUUGUUGUUGUUGUUGUUUUUUUUGGGGGGGGGGGGGGGUUAGGUUUAAAAUCAGAUUUUAUGACUUUGUUGCUGUGCCAGCUGGUGACUUCGCUGCAGAGCUGCCUCCAAUACAUGAGUCAUCCCAAUAAGGGAUUUCAUUAAUGAGGGUGGCAGGUAGCCUAAUGGUUAGAGCAACAAAGUGAAAAAUCUGUAGAUUUGCCCAUGAGCAAUGCACUUAACCCUAAUUGCUCCAGGAUCGCCGUUGACAAUGGCUGACCCUGGACGUGACCCCACUCUCCGAGGGGUGUCUCAGAGGGAGUUGGGAUAUGCAAGAAAACACAUGGAAUAGGACAAAUAUAAGCACCCACCAAAUUAUAUUAUAAUGAAAUGCCAACCUGCGAGUACUGGGUCCGUACAGGCACAGUCUGAUCAAAGAUUUUUAUAACUAACCCAAGAUACACCACAGGUGUUGUUUCCAGUGGGAGCAAAUGAAGCAUAGUGGGUAGAACAAGCAAGGAGGUGGGCAGAGCCAAGCACGAGCUAGUGCGUUCCUAUUGGUGUAUUUUAGCAUGUAUUUGCAUAAUUCCGUUAGGGAACGCCUACUCUGGGAAGUGCUAGUGUGCAAUAACUCAAUUCGCCCUUGCACUCCUUCUAAACAACGCAAUUUUGGGAAACGUUGGCAAAGGGUAAAGUUCACAAAACAGUCCACUCUGUCCGUAAACAGAUUCUUGUUUUGGGAACAGAAUACUGUAUUGAGAUCAAAUGUUUCUUUGAUGAGGAAUUCGACAGAAUGUAGGCCCAGUUCCAUCUCACGCCAUACUCUCCCACUGCCGGCCACCAAGCUUCCUCUCCUCACUAUAUUUGGUGUGGAGUGGAAAUUCCAAUGGGAUGCUUCAGAUUUAUACAUCCAGUGUAACAUCUGGCUCCUUGCUCUGUCUGUUGUGGGAUGUUAGUCCACUCAUACUAACUACAGUAUUAUGCUUGUUGUUCACAUGGGCCAAAUAACUAGUGCUACUUCUGUGGCCCCAUGGCCCUUGUGUCUCUAAACUGCUCCCAGUCCACUUUGAUAUUAUCAUGCAGUUGGUUAUUCAAAGUUUCCACUGGUUCUAGAAUGUAUUUCACAUUGCACAUGGCUAAGACUGAUCAGAUAGCAUCUAAGUCAUUAACCAGAAAGAGAGAGAGGGAAGAGAGUGAAAUAGAGAGAGGAAAGGAAAUAUUGAAAGUUUAUUGCUUCCUGUUAUUGUUCCACACUGCCUCAAACGUUUCCUGUUUGUGUUCCACUGAUGGGUUAUCAGUGAGAAUUGUGGUUUAGAGUAACCUAGAAACCAAGCUCAUGUCAAGGCCCAGUCUGAACUUCAGUUAACUUAUGACAAAUGUUAACCAUUGUUUUUUGUUUUGAUGUUUCUCAGCAACUCUACCGGAAAAGGCCUGGAUUGACAAUGUCAUGUGCGAAAUUACCUCAGAACAUUUCCAAAAAUCGAUAUCGAGACAUUUCACCAUGUGAGUAUACUGAACCAUCAGAACUGACGUCUUCUGUCGCAUAUGCUGUACUUCCUCAUACAAUGAUGUACGUAAAUGCCCUCUGUCUCACCUGCCACCCCUUUCACACUCUUCCUGUAUCUGCUGUCUCACAGAUGAUGCAACCAGGGUUAUUCUGAAGGGCGAGGAUGGGGACUAUAUCAAUGCAAAUUACAUCAAUGUGAGGGCCUUCUCCCUUCUUAUUUUCUUGAUACUCAACACUCUUUGAUAUAUACGCCACAAUCUUUGAUUUUAUUACCAAGACCGCACACCUUCCUUCGACUAGGUAAUGAAUAUCUCACACAGACACAAACACCCCCGGAAAGAGACAUUGACUAACUUUGCUUGAUAGAUACUCAACGCUGUCAAUGCCUAAAUCACAUCAGAAGACCAUUUUUAGACUGAAACAUGGAUUAUGCUUACAUAUAUGAAUGUUCCAAUAUGCAGCUAUACAUAUGUGUAUAUUUGCCAACCCAUGCCAUUCUCCUGGCCCAUAGAUGGUGAUCCCAGCGUCCAGUGCUGUAAACCGCUACAUCGCGUGCCAGGGCCCUCUGCCAGCCACCUGCUCUGACUUCUGGAGGAUGACUUGGGAACAGGGCUCCAACAUGGUGGUCAUGCUCACCACGCAGGUGGAGAGAGGACGGGUAUGUCACGUCCCCAACCAGGGUUUCAGGGUUUGCUCUCUCCAUUUCAGCCCCUUCCCAAUGCUUUUGGUCUUGUUUUGGAAUUUCUAGUGGUAACAUAUGAGGUGGAAAUUAAAGACAUUUCCAUUCCCCACAAAGAAAAUAGACAAACUAUACUUCCUCUUAUAUCCAAUUAUCCUUUUGUUUCAUUCCCAGGUGAAGUGUCAUCAGUAUUGGCCCAACCCUGGUGCCAUCGCUACCCAUGGGGACUUCCAGGUGUCCUGUGUGACAGAAGAAGGGAAAUCAGCAUUUCUGGUCAGAGAGAUAACUCUCACACACCUGGAGGUAAGGACCAUUUCUUGUAUAAUCUCUUAUGGACAGACUAAAAUUACUUGAGAUUUUAUUUCUGGGUUAACCGACAUUACUUUUUGCACUUAGUGAAAACUGUAUGAAAAAAGUAUAAAAACAUAAUAAUACAUUUGAAUGAUUGAUUGAUUCUAUUCAGAGUGAGGAGAGCAGGCCGCUGACUCAGAUCCAGUACAUGGCCUGGCCUGACCACGGUGUCCCAGACGACUACACUGACUUCCUGGACUUUGUCAGUCUGGUCCGAGGCAAGAGGGAGGGCAAGGAGGAGCCGGUGAUAGUACACUGCAGGUAAGGCCUUGUUCUCACACAAACACUGCACUCACUAACAAGUAAGCUCUUAUCCCCUCAACUAACAUCUGUAAGCCAUCUCACUGUUGAUACAGCUUUGAAGUAGGUCUAAGGCCUUUUACACAACAUCUUUAAAGAAUAUAAGCCUUUGUACAUCUGCCUCAUAACCUGACUUAAAGAAAAUCAUUUUCCCUUUUACUUUGAAUCAGACGAUAAGACACUUUGCAUGUUGUUGUAGCAACAGUGAUUGAUUACAGUGUAAUUGGGGAUUGAGGAUUUGAAUCCUCUUCUAUCAUUGCUGCCAUCUUCAGCCUCAUCUCACUCUCCUCGUCCUCUGUGCAGCGCUGGGAUUGGUCGGACGGGGGUGCUCAUCACCAUGGAAACAGCCAUGUGUUUGAUUGAGUGGAAUCAGCCCGUGUAUCCGUUGGAUAUCGUGAGGACAAUGAGAGACCAGAGGGCCAUGAUGAUCCAGACACCGGUAAUCUAAUCUGUGAUGCAUAGAUGCAUAGCAAUGAGACUUUAAGAGAACAGCGGAGGCUCUAUCCUCAAUAGACGGGUUGGUUGUUUAGUAACAAAGCCGACGCGUGUGCAACUAUGGGGCAAGAUGGGGUUGGCUUAGAUCAGGGGCCUCCAAACUUUUCUAGCAUGAGAGCUACUUUCCAAAAAUUCAACAUGUCGCGAGCUACAUAUUUUUUUUUAGCUUUCAAAUCAGUAUUUUAUUGUCCUCUACCCUGCAACUCUUCCCCGGGUCCUUGGUGUACAAUAUAUUUAUUUUCUGUCAAUAUACCUAGUAAAGUAAUGCUUUAAUAAACAAUUCUAAUUUGUAUUUUCCCGAAUUCCGUUAUCUCCGUAAAAGUUGUGUCUGGUUUAGCUUCUUGACACAAAUAAUCAUGAUAUACAGUACCAGUCAAAAGUUUGGACACACCUACUCAUUCCAGGCUUUUUCUUAAUUUUUACUUUUUUCUACAUUGUAGAAUAAUAGUGAAGACAUCAAAACUAUGAAAUAACACAUAUGGAAUCAUGUAGUAACCAAAAAAAGUGUUAAACAAAUCAAAAUAUAUUUUAUAUGUGAGAUUCUUCAAAGUAGCCACCCUUUGCCUUGAUGACAGCUUUGCACACUCUUGGUCAAAUAAGACUGUAAAAUCACCAGGAAUUCAGCCAAAAAUGUGUUUAAUUUAGGAAAUCUGUUCCCAAGCAUUCCAACGAAUAAAAAGAGAUGUGAUCAUGUCGCAAUGUAAUCAAGGUAUGAAAUUAUUGUUAUUUUUAAUUACAGUCUCUUAUUGGGCUUAGUUGUGGUCAAUUUGUAGUCCCCUGUAGCUCAGUUGGUAGAGCAUGGCGCUUGCAACGCCAGGGUUGUGGGUUCGUUUCCCACGGGGGGCCAGUAUGAAAAAUGUAUGCACUGUAAGUCGCUCUGGAUAAGAGCGUCUGCUAAAUGACUAAAAUGUAAAUGUAAAUUUGCAGUGUACAUAUUAUUAUAAUUAUGUUCUGGCCCCCCGACCAUCCGCUCCGACAAAAUCGUCCCGCGGCUGAAUCUAGUUACUCUAUGACCUUGGUGUCAAAUGCUACAGUUAUCACUGUGUAACUACUGUACACACUCCUGACUGUGCCAUGAAUACAUGAAGUGAUCAUUUUCAUCAGUACUGGUCACUCUCAUUUAACCUCAGUCUCUUUGCUCUGUUUUCUUCCAGAGCCAGUACAGGUUUGUCUGUGAGGCGAUCCUCAAGGUGUAUGAGGAGGAACUCGUCAAACCCCUGACGCCCACAAAGCCCCUGACAUCCAUAGAGUCUCUGACACCUACAAAGCCCCUGACAUCCAUAGAGUCUCUGACACCUACAAAGCCCCUGACAUCCAUAGAGUCUCUGACACCUACAAAGCCCCUGACAUCCAUAGAGUCUCUGACACCUACAAAGCCCCUGACAUCCAUAGAGUCUCUGACACCCACAAAGCCCUUGACACCCAUA
Messenger RNA from Coregonus sp. 'balchen', 24098 nucleotides. The record is from the annotation of a GenBank genome assembly. NCBI's taxonomy places the organism in Eukaryota, Metazoa, Chordata, Actinopteri, Salmoniformes, Salmonidae.